Molecule: messenger RNA, 1416 nt
Organism: Protobothrops mucrosquamatus (brown spotted pit viper)
Lineage: Eukaryota; Metazoa; Chordata; Lepidosauria; Squamata; Viperidae
Gene: F9
Product: coagulation factor IX
Exons: 8
Coding region: 1-1416 (471 amino acids)
Biological process (GO): blood coagulation; zymogen activation
Cellular component (GO): extracellular region
Molecular function (GO): calcium ion binding; serine-type endopeptidase activity
Source: RefSeq, a predicted model, not a curated record
AUGAAUGGCGUGGGUUCAGCCAAACAUCCCUUGACAGAAAACCUCAUCAAGGUUAAAGCUAGCCAGUUGGAUCUAGUGUUUAAAGUCCCAGGCUACAAAUCACGAGACGUUUUUAUAAAUCAGGAAGAAGCCAGCACCGUUUUGCACCGAUACAGGAGAUUCAACACUGGGCGCCUUGAGGAAGUCCUCCAAGGAAACCUCGAACGAGAAUGCAUGGAAGAGAUAUGCAACUACGAAGAAGCGAGAGAAAUAUUCGAAAACGAUGAGAAAACUAUGACAUUUUGGACAGUCUACAUGGAUGGAGAUCAAUGCGAUCCCAACCCCUGUAAGAACGGAGGACGUUGCAAAGACGACACAAAUGACUAUGUCUGUUGGUGUCCAGGUGGUUUUGAAGGAAAGAGCUGUGAACUCGAUGCUACCUGCAAAACCAAAAAUGGAGGAUGCAAACAGUUUUGCAAGGACAAUGAAGCCGGAAGAGCAGUUUGCUCCUGUGCCACAGGAUACAGACUGAAGGAAGACAUGAAAACCUGUGAACCAACAGUGCCCUUUCCCUGUGGAAUGAUCCAAGCUCCAGAAGCUAAGAGUAAAUUCACUCGCGCCCAUCCAUCAAACUCAUUUGAUCAUUGGAUCGUCUCAAGCAAUGCCACUGAUGACGGGGAAGAAGGCUACAACCACACUCAGGUUUCCUUUCAUUUGGCGUCCAAUAUACGAGUGGUUGGCGGCAUGGACAGCAAGAAAGGAGAAGUUCCCUGGCAGGUUUAUUUGCUCAAUUCCGAAGGGAAAGGGUUCUGUGGAGGCACCAUCAUCAAUGAAAAGUGGAUUGUCACAGCAGCUCAUUGCCUUGAGUUUCACCCCCAAACAAUUGUCGUAGGUGAACACAAUGUCUAUGCUGUGGACAAUACCGAACAAUACCGCAACGUGGUUAGAGCAAUCCCUCACCCUACCUACAAUGUCACUAACAAGUACCACAAUGACAUUGCCCUCCUUGAGUUGGACAGACCUUUGGCGUUCAACCACUAUGUCAUCCCAAUUUGCCUUGGAGACAAAGAGUUCACCAACAACCUCCUUAAGUUUGGACUGGGCACCGUGAGUGGAUGGGGGAAGUUGGCUUACCAAGGCAGGCAGGCGAGCAUCCUUCAGGUGCUGCAAAUCCGGUUUAUUGACCGACCCACCUGUCUGAGGAGCAGCAGUUAUCCCAUCUUGCCGAAUAUGUUCUGUGCAGGUCACCCUGCUGAAGUCAAGGAUACUUGCCAAGGGGACAGCGGGGGUCCAUACACCACGGACAUUGAACACAUAUGGUUUCUUACAGGGAUCACCAGCUGGGGGGAGCAAUGUGCAAAGAAGGAUAAAUAUGGAAUCUACACCAGAGUUUCCAGAUACGUUAAGUGGAUAAGAGAGACCACCAAACCGACAUAA